Molecule: messenger RNA, 3246 nt
Organism: Gopherus evgoodei (Goodes thornscrub tortoise)
Lineage: Eukaryota; Metazoa; Chordata; Testudines; Testudinidae
Exons: 7
Coding region: 442-3246 (934 amino acids)
Source: RefSeq, a predicted model, not a curated record
CCCCCUCCUUCAUGAUUGGUCAGCCAAUAGGGGGCGAUAUCCGGGGAGCAGCGGCAUUUGCUGAGAGCUUCCGGGGCAGGCGAUGUGUCCCCGCCCACGCGGGGUUGUGGCUGCGGUAGGAUGCUCAUUCCUGCCCGUGUCUGUAGCACUGGCACCGAUGGUAGCCUCUCUGGGGCUGAUACCACUCUGCGGAUCUGGAACCACCAGACCUGUGCCAGGAACCCCCUGUGUCUGGUGUCCUCCAGCCUUGGUCCGUGAGGACCCUGGGGCCAGCCUGUGCGGUUUGUGAUACCUGCAGUAGGGGCAGAGAGCACAGACCUGCUGCCAUCUUUGCUGGGUUGUGGUGUAUCGUGUUGUGAGGUCCCUGUGUCGGACUGGGCUGGUGCUGGGCACUAGCCUUUCCCCAGGAAUCUUCCACCGGUCCAGCCCCUUCCUGCUGCAAUGCGCCGGGACAAGCCUCAGGAGCGGGCAGCCAGCUGGCCAGCUGAUCACAUCAAGGUGCUAAUUGCCUUGUGGGCAGAGGCGGCCACCUCACAUGACCUGAGCUCGCGUGGCAGGAACAGGGUUGUCUAUGAUGGUAUCUCCCAGCGCCUGGCUGAGCUGGGCAUCUACCGCACCGGGGACCAGUGCCGGGAGAAGAUGAAAGGCCUUAAGGUGACAUAUCGCAAGGCCAAAGAGAACAAUGCAGCUGGGAGGCCACCCAUGCGUUGCCCAUUCUACGAGGAGAUGGACCAGAUCAUGCAGCGCUCCGACAGCACCCGCUCUAGCCUCCUGGCAGAGAGUGGGGAUGGGCCUGGUGCUGUGGACAGGCAGGAGGGCACAGCUGCCCCAGAGAACUGGGGGGCACCAUCCUUUGAGCCAUGGGAUUCCCAGGCCACUGCUGCCUUUGAGCACUGGGAGUCCCAGGCCUCAGCCUCUGACCAUUGGGGGUCCCAGGCUGCUGCCUCAGAGAGCCAGGGGGCUGAGGAGCUGGGCUACGUGCUCCCUGAGGCUCAGGGCCUGCUGGGCGAGGUGCAGGCCGUGCAGGUGAAGGAGGAGGAGGCGUCUGCGGAUGAACUGCCACCUGAGCCUGACAGAAAGCAGAAGACCAGAAGUACAAAGUGGAGGCAAUUCAGUGUUUAUUGGGACCCUUCCCCAUCGGCAUCGGCGGAGCCCCAACCGGCCUCCCGGAAGCUGGUCUCGGCACUGGACCGGCUUGUACACCUCCGGGCCAGGAAGCGCAAGGCACGGGAGGAUGGGCCACUGGAGACUCCACGGGGCCCUAGCCAGAAGCACGGGCGCAGCCAGCUGGAGCUGAAGCGGGCAAGGCGCACUGGUGCCUGGAGGGCGGAGGAGAGGCAGAGCCUGGCCGAGUUCAUCCAGCAUGACCGGGAGAUGCGGCGGGAGGACCGGGAGUUCCAGGCCCAGCUCCUGGAGAAGCUCUUCCAGAAGCAGCUGGAGAUGGUGGGGGCCCUGGCCCAGCCUGCACCCCCACUGCAGGAGCCGGAGCCGGUGGUACGGGAGGGAGCUGGGCUCCAGUUUCCCGCUCUGCUGGAGCAAGUGGUGCAGACGCAGGCCAAGGGGCAGGAGGCCGAGGCAGCUGGCCCUGCCCCUGCAGGAGCCCCGGAGCGAGCGGGGAAAGCGCCCCCUGCUGUGCAGUACUGGACGGCAGAUGAGAUCCUGCGCUGGCUGGUGCCGCAGCAGCCUUGGGGUGAGCGGUGUCGGGAGGGGCUGCCGGGCCCCCUGGCCUCACGGGGAGAGCGAGAAAGGGGAGAGAGUGAGUCCGAUCUCGCAUUCUCCAGACGAGUGACUGACACCUGUCAGGGGCCCAAAGGGCUGGAGGGAGCCCGACUUCUCCCUCCGCUCUGUGGGAAAACCCAACAGAUCCAUGCCAGCCUGGAUGCCAGCGAGGCCGGUGACGGUGCCAAGGUGAAAGGAACUGUCCUGCACCACCAUGACACGGAGACACAGCGCCAGCGCUUCAGGGGCUUCUGCUACCGGGAGGCUGAGGGGCCCCGGGAGGUUUAUGGCCGCCUGUGGGAACUUUCCCAUCGCUGGCUGCAGCCAGAGGCCCGCACCAAGGAGCAGAUGUUGGAGCUUCUGGUUCUUGAGCAGUUCCUGAGCCUCCUGCCUGAGGAAAUGCAAAGCUGGGUGCAGGAGCGUGGCCCAGUGAGUGGCCAGGAGGCCGUGGCCCUGGCAGAGGAUUUCCAGCUUGUUCCCCAGAAGCCCAGAUGGCAGCCCCAGGCGCGGGUGCCAGCCCAGGAAGGGGCCAGGGAUGUCGGUGCGGCGCAGCGGGCUCCACUGGCCGAGCGGCAGAGGGCGCCCCAGGGGUCCAGCGGGCAGGAGAACGGCUGGAACAGCGGCUUGCUGGCUGCCACGCCGGACACCCCGCUGGUGCGGAGACCAAGCUUGGGGGCGAUUGAGACAGCUGCUCCCCAGCCCCUGUGCAGCAGAGUGGACUCCAGGCAGGGACAGCAAGUGGAGAAUGGCUUAGAGCCACGGCAGAGCACUGGGCACCUGCGGCAAGCAGAGAAGAACACUGCCCCAGUGCCACGCCCAGCAGCUGGGAAGGCGACCGAGCUGCGCAGUGCUGGCCUAGGAGGGCAUGUGGGGACAGACGGCUUGCCACAGGGCAGGGCCACCAUUCAAGGGGGCAGCAGCAUCUCAGAGGCUCAGAAUGGGGUCACACAGCUGCCUGUGCCCUGCACCCCAUGUGAGCAGCAGACACCUGCUGGCCUUGUGCGGACGGAGUGCACCGGCUCCAAGGGUGGCAGAACCUGCAGCGCCCUGCCCAGGAGCGCUGGUUGUGAAUCCCCAGGGCUGGACGGCCCCUUGCUUGGGGCCCUCCUGGAGACAUCCUUGGAUUCCCCAUGGGACAGAGAGGGCAGCGCAGACAGAGCCCCAGAGGGUGGCAUGGCCUGCCCUGGGGCACAGCCCCGCUGCCUAGGCUGCACAGUACUGCGGGCUGAUCUGGACGCCACGCGAGAGGAGCUGAGAAUCACCCAAGGUAGGCACUGGCUCCCAGGGAGCCCAUGGGUCAAUGCUGUCACCAGCCAGGGCCUGACAGCAGCAAACAGAACCUGGGCCGCCCGCCCGGGCAGAGGGCAGCUGCCGGGGGUGUCAGCCACACUGCCUGAGUCUGCACAGAGCCUGGGCCUGCCGCGGGGGGCGGCUCCCGCCCCUGACUCGCCGCGCUGCGGCGCUGCCCGUGCACGCAGGGGCUGCCGGGGCUGCAGGAAGGAGAAAAUCCAGACGGGGCCCGGGUGA